UUCCGCCUUUCCUUAGUUCAACUUUCUUGCGAUUUUCCUGGCAAUGUCUCUCGACGAUGGCAUGUUUGAAGCUUUAAUUCCUUCUCGCUUCAUCGUAUUCACAAUUCCUAACUCAAUUCCUUCCUCCGCCGCCACCGAUCGAUGCUUCCUCCACACUCAAUUCCUCCGAAUCGCCGUUCUCGACUCACCCCAACAACCCUCUACAGAUACACCCCGAACCGCGGCCAUGUUCGUCCCACUACACCGAGAAAACGACUGGAUUUUCACCACCGAGGCCGGUCAUCUACAGCUCCUUUUCAGUUGCCCAGAAAUUUCCCGAUUGAUACUAGUAGGCAAUGACCCAUCUCAUUUUCAUCCAUUCGCGUAUGAUCGGCCGGAGUCAAUAGAUUCGAAUCAUCGAGAAUCAAUCGAGGUAAGCUUAACCCCUUUGCUAUUUGCUCUUUCUCCAAGGAUAAGUUUCAGAAACGGUUUACCCGAAAUACCUUUUCUAGCUUAUGAAGAUGAGGUGAUUCGUAGUGUGAUUACAGAGAGAUGCAUUGGGUCUCUUGUUGGGGAAAUGAUAGUUGAGGAUGUUGAAUUGGAUUCUAAGCUGUCUAUGAGAGAGUUUAGACGUAGGUUGAGGUUUAAGAGAAUGCCUAAUUUGAUACAAACCCAGAUGCUUAUUGUUCCAUGUGAUGAUGAUUCUGAAAACUUAAAAGAGAUGAAAUUUAAGCCAGAAAUAGGAAUUUUGGUUCAUCCUUACUUAACACCAAUGGUGGCUGCUCUUUCGUUGAUCAGUUUGCAUUUAGGGGAGAAAUUUCAAUUUGGAAAUAGGCCAAAUGCUUUGUGCUUGGGAGUUGGAGGUGGAGCAUUACUUUCUUUCUUGAAUAGCCAAUUGGGUUUUGAUGUUGUAGGUGUAGAAGCAGAUGAGAUUGUAUUAGCCAUUGCGAAAAGACAUUUUGGAUUGCAAGAGGGUGAUAAUGUUUCUUUAGUAAAAGGGGACGCCAUCAAAUUUGUAGAGCAACUCGCCAGCGGAGUUAUGAACAGAAGUUGCAAAUCGGUUUCUGAAUUUGAUGUGAUAAUGGUUGAUUUGGACUCAACUGAAGCGAGUUUUGGCAUGAGUGCUCCUUCAAUGGAGUUUGUUGAACAUUCUGUUCUUGUUGCUACAAGGUUAGUUCUUUCUAAUAUGGGAAUUGUCAUUGUCAAUGUGAUUUCUCCUUGUCGGUUAUUCUAUGAGAAGGUGAUACAUAGAUUUCGAUUGGUUUUCAAUGAGUUGUACGAAAUAGAUGUUGAUAAUGGAGAGAAUCGAAUUCUGAUUGGUUCUGCCUUGCCAAUCGCUGCUGCCAAUUCUGAGGGAUGUAGUGAUUAUUUCCUUGGAAAAUUGAGACUGGUCUUAUCAGGAGCAUAUAUGAAUUCCCUUCAUAAAUUAUGAAGCUACACAAAUCUAAGAAGAAAGUGAGGCAAAGAGAAAUACUUAUUGACACAUGUAGAAAUGUCAUUGCAAUCCUUCCAGGAAGUUAAAUCAUCAUGCCAGAUUCCCUGCAUAAGAUGAAAUUGAGAUAAUUUGAUCACAAAGACCAUAUAAUAGAAGAAUGAAGAAGAAGAAGAUGCUUACGUGGGUGAAGUUUCUUUCGAUAUCUUCUUGAAGUUGAUCAACAUCUUUAUCGUAAUAAUCUGCUGCAGCUGUAAGAAUGAUUUCUCUAUCCCAAACCUUGCAAGUAUUCCAAUUUCAGACUUAGAUCAUGAACUUAAUAGUUAACUAGGCAUAAUAAUAAUAAUUAAGAAAUAUAUGAUCUAUUUAUAUAAUCUUAUUACAUGGUGUAAGUUUGAUUUGUGCCUAAACCAUCUUAAAUUGAUCGCGUUUCCUCCUUCGUCACUUGUGAAUCCGACAUGCAUAGGCUGAUAAACAACAAAAAAACAUGAUUAUGUUA
This is a messenger RNA of Impatiens glandulifera, 1910 nucleotides long. Its product is annotated as eEF1A lysine and N-terminal methyltransferase. The record is from RefSeq and is a predicted model, not a curated record. Bases 44 to 1411 code for a protein of 455 amino acids. Lineage: Eukaryota; Viridiplantae; Streptophyta; Magnoliopsida; Ericales; Balsaminaceae. The transcript is spliced from 2 exons.